CUCCUUCGCCUUGCUCUUACAUAUAUCGUCACAUUAAGCCUCGGGGUCUUGUUUCAUUCCCCUCUUCUUUUUUUUAACAUAUAUAUAAUAUCUCUCUUCCACGUCUUUCAAGGAAAUAUAAUUUACAAAAAGUGCCCAAAGAAAACAUGAGUAGGCCCGGAGACUGGAACUGCAGGUCAUGCAGCCACUUGAACUUCCAGCGGCGGGAAUCGUGCCAGCGUUGCGGCGACUCUCGCUUCUCCUCCGCCUCCGCCGGAGAUUUCGGCUGUUACGGUGGUAGAGCGGCGGCGUUAGGGUUCACCACCGGCUCCGACGUCCGUCCAGGUGAUUGGUACUGCACCGUCGGCAACUGCGGGACCCACAACUUUGCCAGCCGCUCCUGCUGCUUCAAGUGCGGCGCCUUCAAGGACGACUCCGCCUCAGGGGCGCCGGCCGCUCCGGAUGGAAAUCCGGCGACUGGAUUUGCACUAGAUUUGGCUGUAACGAACACAACUUCGCAAGCAGAAUGGAGUGUUUCAGAUGCAGUGCCCCAAGAGGAGACUUCACCGACAGAACCUCCUCCUUCUGAUGUGUUCCCUCCAUCUUUGGGCACUGCUUGCAUGAAAGAGAAGAAGCAGCGACAGAUCCAAAUUCAAGUGGAUUUUUGUUAGAUGUAUUUCCAAGAGGACCGAGAUAUAGUUACUUUAUAUUAUAUGUUUGUUUUGGAUGUAUUAUCCGUUUUUUUUUAAUUUUUGUUCCCAUCACUUCUUUUUUGAAUUGUUUUUUUUUGUUAAUCUUUUUCUGGUUUUUGAGAGUUUUUAUUUAAUCAUUGUACGUUGCAUGGCUUUCUUAAAAGAAGAUUCUCUUCUCUAUUACCA
Messenger RNA from Tarenaya hassleriana, 857 nucleotides. RefSeq lists its product as uncharacterized. Gene Ontology annotation, biological process: regulation of DNA-templated transcription. The transcript has 5 exons. Gene Ontology annotation, molecular function: transcription coregulator activity; RNA binding. Bases 147 to 650 code for a protein of 167 amino acids. Gene Ontology annotation, cellular component: nucleus. The record is from RefSeq and is a predicted model, not a curated record. Lineage: Eukaryota; Viridiplantae; Streptophyta; Magnoliopsida; Brassicales; Cleomaceae.